AUGGCCCACCUGGGAGCCCACUUUGCCUUCAGAUCCCGCUGGCAGAAGACCGAUGAUGAACUCUGUCGACAUAGCAUGUCCUUUAUUCUUCACAAAGCCAUUUGCAAUGACUUCUUUCAGAGCUAUCUCUACCUGCUGGAAAAUAUUCCCCUGGUGAAAUUGUAUGCUUUAACAAGUCAGGUCAUCAAUGGUGAGAUGCAGUUCUAUGCCAGAGCUAAACUCUUCUAUCAAGAAGUACCAGCUACAGAAGAGGGUAUGAUGGGAAAUUUCAUUGAACUGUCCAACCCAGAUAUCCAGGCCUCUCAGAAAUUCCUCAGGAAAUUUGUUGGGGGGCCUGGGAGAGCUGGGACGGACUGUGCCUUGGACUGCGGCUCCGGGAUAGGAAGGGUCAGCAAGCAUGUCCUGUUGCCGGUUUUCAACACGGUGGAACUGGUGGACAUGAUGGAAUCGUUCCUCCUUGAAGCACAGAAGUACCUGCAGGUCAAAGCGGACAAGGUAGAAAGCUACCACUGCUAUGGCCUGCAGGAAUUCACACCCCCACUGGGAAGAUACGAUGUCAUCUGGAUUCAGUGGGUCACUGGGUACCUGACCGAUAAAGACCUUCUUGCGUUUCUUUCCCGGUGCCGAGAUGGCCUGAAGGAAAACGGCAUCAUCAUACUGAAGGACAAUGUGGCCCGGGAGGGCUGCAUCUUCGAUCUCUCUGACAGCAGCGUGACUCGGGACAUGGACAUCCUCCAGACCCUCAUUAGGAAGAGUGGGCUGGUGGUGCUGGGCCAGCAGAAGCAGGACGGCUUUCCAGAGCAGUGCGUCCCAGUGUGGAUGUUUGCGCUGCACCACGAUGGAAGCUCCUGACCAGCUGCCGGAGUGAACGGCUGCACUGCACAGUGGUGCUUUGGGAAGAGUGGCUCUCCUCUGAUUCACAAGUUACAUCCCUUGUGAUCCAUGGAGGAAUGAACAGAAGGGAGGCAAUGUAUGUUUCAAAACAGUUGAUGUCAUGUUUCCGCUAAUUAUGUAAGUACAUGCACACACGCUGUGACUUUUCCAAAAGAUAAAUGGAAUGUGACAUCUGGAAAAACAUCUAAACUGUACCAGUGUACCCAUAAAAACAGGAAAGGGAGCAUCAUCCACAAAAUAUAAACUGCGUUGGUCUCUGAAGAUUUGCAUUAAAGAGUAGUUUAG
Messenger RNA from Dama dama (fallow deer), 1179 nucleotides. It is a transcript of the gene NTMT2, whose product is annotated as N-terminal Xaa-Pro-Lys N-methyltransferase 2. The record is from RefSeq and is a predicted model, not a curated record. The transcript has 4 exons. Lineage: Eukaryota; Metazoa; Chordata; Mammalia; Artiodactyla; Cervidae. Gene Ontology annotation, biological process: N-terminal protein amino acid methylation. Gene Ontology annotation, cellular component: cytoplasm. Bases 1 to 852 code for a protein of 283 amino acids. Gene Ontology annotation, molecular function: N-terminal protein N-methyltransferase activity.